AUGUUAAGGUUGGAUAAAAAUAAAAUUGAUGAAUAUAAUUUGUCUUAUAAUGGUCAAAAACUAGAAGGAGAUACAGAAUUAUAUAACUUCAAAUCAAUAAUUGAUACAAGUACACUAAUCGUGUUUGAUUUCAUUCCUAGUAAAAGUUGUUCAUCAAACGUCAAAGCUAAUGUAUCCGAUAUUAAUGCAUUUUUAUUAUUUAUAAGAUUAUUAAUUCAAUCAAUAGUGUUUGAUACAAAAUAUGAUGAAAGAUUCCAUUAUUAUUAUAAUCGUGAAUCUUUUAAUGGUGAAAAAUCUAUUAUAUUUCUAGUAACAAUAUUACCAUUAAUUGACGAUAAAUAUACUAAAAAUACCCUUCCCAUUCCAUUACAAAUUGAUGAUGAAGAAUGCAGUGAGCAUGCGUGUAAAUGUUUAUUAGUUGACAUAUUAACAGAACAGAUUAGAAUAAAUUUUAUUCUUCCCAAAAAGCUUGAAAUGUCUGUCUUACAAAACAUAUACAACGAUGAUAUUUCGCAGUUUUGUAAUAAAGUAAAAUCAAUCAAAUCAAAAUUAAUGUUCCAAAACUCCAAACUGUUGUACUCGACUGGCUACAUUAGUGGAUUGGUUUAUGCGUAA
Molecule: messenger RNA, 615 nt
Organism: Didymodactylos carnosus
Lineage: Eukaryota; Metazoa; Rotifera; Eurotatoria; Philodinida; Philodinidae
Source: the annotation of a GenBank genome assembly